AUGGAGACCUUGCCAGAACCAAUUCUGUACCACUUGAAGCCAACCAAACUGAUCCCUAAUUCACACAAACCACUGCUCCAUUACAAGAACGCUUUUGUCAAAGAUGGUCAAGUCGAUCGUACCAAAGCAUUCGAUACUUUUUGUGGCAAUGAGUGGGACGUACAAUGGGUCGUUAGAUAUGGUCAACAUCAGCGAUCUCAUUAUCAUUCCCAGUCCCAUGAAGUUAUGGUAGUUGUCUCCGGCCCUGGCCGCAUCCGCUGGGGUGUUGCAGACUUAAGCGAUGACCCACAAGAGCAUACUUCUGGAACAGCCUAUGAAGACGGCGGACUGGAGCUCGAGGUCAACGUGGGAGAUCUUUUUGUCAUCCCAGCAGGCGUUGCACACAAGUCAUAUGAUCCAUCCGCUAACACGGCAUCUUUUGGUUGUAUGACUGGAGACGCUCGUGGUAUUGCUGCCGACAACCCGAGGAUUGCUGUUGCAGAGGUGCCACUUGAGGGAUUCUGUAUGAUGGGGGCUUAUCCGAGGGGGUUUUCAUGGACAUGGGAUGAGGGAGGCGAUAGUGCAGACGACUUCAAAGCAGUAUGGGACGUCAAGAAUCCUGCCGCUGAUCCAUUCACUGGAGAAGGCGGUGGUAUUAGCAAGUACUGGAAGGAACACAUCGAGAUAGACUAA
Messenger RNA from Fusarium oxysporum Fo47, 672 nucleotides. Its product is annotated as cupin domain-containing protein. The record is from RefSeq and is a predicted model, not a curated record. Lineage: Eukaryota; Fungi; Ascomycota; Sordariomycetes; Hypocreales; Nectriaceae. The coding region runs from base 1 to 672 and encodes 223 amino acids. The transcript has 2 exons.